This is a messenger RNA of Protopolystoma xenopodis, 402 nucleotides long. Lineage: Eukaryota; Metazoa; Platyhelminthes; Monogenea; Polystomatidea; Polystomatidae. The record is from the annotation of a GenBank genome assembly.
AUGGCAAGACUCACUGACGGUACCGGCGAAACGUCGGGGAAUCCACGAAGUCAGACUAACAAGGGAGAGGAAAUAGAGAUUCUUCAGUUUUCUACCAACAGUACAAGUGGCCACUGCUUGAUGCAAAAGCCUGAGGUGCGUGUGAUCCCGGUCAACUUGUACGGCAACCAAGAGGCCUAUCGGACAGAGGUCACUCUGAGCAUGUUCUGUAUGGAGCAGGCCUUAUUGUUCAUAGUCGACCCGCUAAUGGGCGCAAAUGCAGCCGUCACAACUAACGUGGGCGUGACUGGAAUGUCACUGAUUUCGCCCAGUCAGUUGUCGGGUGGGGAGCAGAAACAGACGACAGACCAUCGACAAGAGGUGAGUAAGUUGUCGGUUUCGAGCCACUCUUCUCGUCAAUAG